Messenger RNA from Diorhabda sublineata, 11520 nucleotides. RefSeq names its product protein bric-a-brac 1-like. The record is from RefSeq and is a predicted model, not a curated record. The transcript is spliced from 7 exons. Bases 210 to 2114 code for a protein of 634 amino acids. Gene Ontology annotation, biological process: regulation of transcription by RNA polymerase II. Lineage: Eukaryota; Metazoa; Arthropoda; Insecta; Coleoptera; Chrysomelidae. Gene Ontology annotation, molecular function: DNA binding; protein binding. Gene Ontology annotation, cellular component: nucleus.
AGUUUUGCCGCUACAGUAGUCGCGAUAACAGCCGUUGUUUACGUCGACCGUUGUUGUUGAAUUUUCGUCGUUUUAUCGGUGUGUAUACAAAUACACACACGUGCUCUUUUUUUCUGUUCUGCUCGCUCUUUUUGGACGUUUCGUGUGCUCUCAGGACUGCGAUGUGCGUGUAUUUAUUGUGAACUGUGUUUUAAAACUUCCAGGUGACAAUGCAGCAUACAACCAAUUCUCCCCAGCAGUUUUGUCUCCGUUGGAACAAUUAUCAAUCCAACUUGACCAACGUCUUCGAUCAACUACUUCAAAGUGAAUCGUUUGUGGAUGUUACGUUGGCCUGCGAUGGACAUUCCGUCAAAGCCCACAAAAUGGUAUUGUCGGCUUGCAGCCCUUAUUUCCAAUCGUUAUUUUUCGAGAAUCCCUGUCAACAUCCCAUCGUUAUAAUGAGGGAUAUUAAAUGGCCGGAAUUGAAGGCCGCUGUCGAAUUUAUGUACAAGGGUGAAAUUAAUGUUUCGCAAGAACAGAUUGGUCCUCUACUGAAAGUAGCGGAAUCAUUAAAAAUUCGUGGUCUAGCCGAUGUAAAUGGCGAACAAGACGUUGUAGCUCCCGCAGGGGAAUUGACCACCAGACCAUCUUCGAUCAAACCAUCGCCUACAACAUCUAUAAAUAGACCACCGAUAGAUUGGGAUAAUAGGCCGCAGGAUUUGGAAAGUGACGUUUCUAGAGCAAAAAGAAGACGCAGACCAUCAGGUGAACGAAGCAGCCUGAGUAGCCCAGCUGAAAGUGCGAGCGCUGAAGUACCGGAACCUCCACCAUCAGUGGAGAUGUCACCGGCACCUUCAGCCGCGACUCCGUUACCGACGCCUUCAGCGUCGUCCGCCGCUUCUGCCGUCGCCGCCGCCGCCGAACCACUACAACUUACUUUGCCGCUUCCACCUCAACCAACUUCUUCGGCAGUCGAUGAUAUGGAGAUCAAGCCAGGCAUAGCAGAGAUGAUACGCGAGGAGGAAAGGGCAAAGUUAUUGGAAUCCUCGCAUGCUUGGCUUGGUGCUUCCACAUCGUCUAUCGCCGCAGAUAGUUACCAAUACCAGUUACAAUCCAUGUGGCAAAAAUGCUGGAAUACCAAUCAAAGUCUUGUACAUAAUUUGCGCUUCCGCGAACGAGGACCAUUGAAAUCGUGGAGACCUGAAACGAUGGCAGAAGCCAUAUUUUCCGUGCUUAAAGAAGGAUUAUCUCUAUCGCAAGCAGCUAGAAAGUACGACAUCCCAUAUCCCACAUUUGUUCUGUAUGCUAAUCGAGUACAUAAUAUGUUAGGACCUUCCGCUGAUGGUGGAUCAGAUUUAAGACCGAAAGGUAGAGGACGACCCCAACGAAUAUUGUUAGGAGUUUGGCCCGAUGAACACAUACGCGGAGUUAUCAGAGCUGUAGUUUUUAGAGAUUCACAUCAAAUCAAAGAAGAACCACAUAUGACAACAUAUCCUAGGUUACAUGAUGGUGUGACCAUUUCCAGCUACCCAAAUCAGAAUUCUUGUAGUAAUGGUUCUGAUCCUAACGUUUCGCCUGGAGCAGCAGCUGCAGCAGCUGUUGCGGCCGUAGCUCAAGGCUUGAGACAACAAAUGUGUAGCAUGGUAGCAGCAGCACAUAGUCAGAGUACGGCACAUGACACAAAUCCCGUAGCUAGUCUGGUUAAUUCACUUGCAUUGGCCGGUCAUUGUGGUAGCAUGUCAAUGCCUCCUAGUAACGGUGCUCCACCGAUGAGUCUAAGUCAUUUAGCGUCGAUGAGAAAUAUGAGUAGUCCAGCAGGUAGCAUUCAAGAUUUGCGGAUAAGUCCUGCAGAAUCGGCAAUGGAAAGUCCUAUUUCAUCACCAUUGGGUUUAACGGUAUCCAGUUCGAUGGAACCAUCAAUUAAUAUGAAUAUAGGAAGUAAUAUGGACGUUGGUAUAGGUGUCUCCGGUAUGACAUAUAAACCAACUAGAUCAUUUACUUCACCUAGACCGGAAAAUCUCUUCCAAGAAGAUAUUGACGAUUUGGUCAAGCCAAUGCAUUCUUCCACAUCACAUCCUAAAGAUACUAUGACGACGAUCAAAAUGGAACCCUUAGCAGAAUGUCGGGGCGAAUGAAUCAACACAAUAUUACAAUUGUAAUGUGAUAAAUUAUUAUUAGUUCUGAAGGGACUUAAAGAACCCAUCGAUUUAUUUAUAUUGUUAAAAAAAUGAAAAUUUUAGUAUGUAGUAUAUUUUGGACAAUUUUAUAUAAUUUAUCUAGAAGCCAAAGUUUCGGCCAGUUUCUAUACAAAAAGACUGUUGUGUAUAUGUAUACUAUUGUUCUAAAUUCAAAAUUAGAAUAAAUUUAUUUUAAUACGUUGGAAUAAUCAUAGUACCCACUUUGUUAUGUUGUUUUUUGAUAAAUUUUUUAUUCGAAAUCGGCGAUAUGAUACACAUUUUUCAAAAUUAAUGAUUUUUUGAACCCUCUCGAUAUUUAUUUUGUUUAUGAAUUCGAUGUAUAUUCCUAGCUAUAUCAAAUAACACACGUUGCGUUAAAUACAAAUGACAUCUGCUGUGGUAUAAUAGUUUGCUUUAAUACACAUGUCACGAAAUUACACUAGAACGCCAUCUGCAAUCUAAACGUCAAAUAUCAAACCUAAAUAUUUUUUAGCUUCACUCAUAGACAAAGUAAUAAUAAACUGCACAAUCGUUAUAAUUAGUAUUGCAAUAUUUGAAAAAGUACUGUAUAGUUGAAUUAUCAACAAUAUAUUCACAAUGUUGAAGAUGUUCCCUCUAAUUUCUUGUAGCGUAUUCCUUCCACUGUUCUAUUCCUCUUUUCUCUUAAAUUAUUCCACCAAUCACAGCACAGUGGAACAACGGUAGCUCUACCUUAAAGCAGAAGAUGUUUUCUAUUCAUUCCAUUUUACAACGUUUCCCACAAUAUAUUUCGACAUACUCAACAUAUGUUAUGCUUAUGUUGUAAUAUGAAUGAUCUAGAAACUUUUUUUGUAGGCUGUAAAGUUAAUUCGCUUGAUUUACUAAUUUAAGGUUUGGUGAAUCAAUUAUUGAUACUAAUUAAUCCACUUUUGAUAUUUAUCAGUUCCAGUCAUUCUGAAUUAAAAGGUAUUAACAAUUUAUGUUACUUAUUAUUAUUGAUUAUGUACAGAAAAUGAAUGAGAAAUAUAUCAUAUACAUCAACAAACUAAACUGAUCACUUUAUAUAAUUUUUUCUUUGACACUUAAGGACGUUUUCAUGUUACCCUACAUCUAUUCAAGAUGGCGUUAUACUAUAAUCAUACCACGUGAUCGCGUCGAGCGUCAGCAUUAAAUUUCUUCUAAGGUUUAGGUUUAUCGUUAGCAAGAAUUAAUUAGUUUGAGAAGUAAUUCUUUUUCAUCUUAUAACUAGUUUUGGUAUAUCAUAACUCAUAAAAUUUCAGAAACAAAUAUUUUCUACAUCAAAACUGCAUGAUUUCUUAAGCUGGAGGUUCUGAAACUUCUUUUCUCAUUCAAAAUUUUGGUUUUGCUACCAUACUUUUUCCCAUGAUUGAACAAGAGAAAGUUCCCUCAUCCCACACCCACAACUCAACUCAAAUUCAUUCGUUCUUUUAGCGCCACCCAUUAUGUCUGACCAGUUAUUGCGUGCGGUAGUAACUGUAUUAAAAAAUAGUACAUAGCAUUAAAUAACAACAAAUAGUUUAUUGUUAAUAAUAAACGUAAUUUAGCGGAUCAUUCAAGUGGGAGUGGUAUGGUAACAGACCAACUCAGAAGAAUUUUUGACGGGUACUGAAAAAUUGAUAUCACUACUUUUUUUAAAUAAUAAAGUCUAAAUAUAAUUCUCUCAAAAAAAUAUAAGUAAGAACAAGGCUGGAGUCGGGAAACAAUGAAUUAGAGAUAAAGCCCUUAAUAGAGCUAGUUUUUGCUACGCUCUCAUUGGCUUAUAGCGUUCACAUGAGUUGACCAGAGGUACUCAUUGUUUUGAUAUUUGUUAAGUACAAAUACACUGGUUUUAUUUUUCAAUGCCAAUACUUUACACUUUUCAUUAUCUCUCAUCAUCUAUCCUCAUUUUUUCCUGUAAAAAUACUAUAAACUAUACUACUACUAUAUGAAUUAUGUAGCUAGUUGUGUUAAAUCUGUGGUCUGUUUCACUAGCUUUCCAACUAUUAUAUGAUAUAGCUGUGGUUUAUACAAAAUAAUAACUUGCAAUACAAUAGACAGACAUACUUUUAAACAGUACUGUAUACUAUUGAGACAAUAUGAAAUCUCCUUCUCUAAAUAUAUCUGUAUCGAAAAACGUCCCUUUUAUAAAUAAUUUUCAAACCCUCCAACUUAUAUUACUGCUACUUGAUCAGGAUCCUUCAAUAUUUUCAGUUUCUACAUUUUAUUGUUUUUACAUAUUUCUUUGAUAUAGAUUUGUUCAUACAUCUACCAAUUUUUCAAUUCCUAUUACUCAUUAAAUUUCUAAUAUUUUUUAUGAUCCCACAUUAAUAAUUUUAUUGAAUAACUUUCAUUCAAUCCAAAUACAUUUUGUUUUAUAAAUUUAUAAUAUUAUGAAUAAAUAAAUUUAUUUUUUAAGACCAUAUCCAUCUACCAAUACUUUUAUUUGUCCUAUUCUUAAAUUAUUUUUUCUCUGUCAAAAAUAACCUAUUAGUUUUUUCUUAUUUUUUUAACUAUAUUAAAGAAUAUUGAAAGGUGUAUACUAGCAAUACUCAAAGAUUUUAUAACAUUCGUAAAUACCAUUUUUGUGGCAUCUAUCAAUACCAACGUGCCUUUUCAUAGUAAAAUCCUUAGUAAUCUUAUGAAAUUAAUUUUUGAAAAGUUGGGCUUGCACGAAUUUAAUGUUCAAUCUAAUUACAAGUUACUAUUUUCACUUAUAUUGUUUUCAAUUUAAUCAUUGUUUACCAAUUUUUUACAUUCAAGAUUAAUCAAUGUUUUGGUUAGGUUAGGUAUCUCCAAUUCAAUUGAGUACACUUAAUAAAAUAAGGGUUCAAAAGUCGUUUCGAUUUCAUUUAUACGUAAAAUAUCAAAUUCGUAUUUAAUUAUUUGUUUUAUUAAACAGAAGCUCAACCUUUUUAGAAUUCUUUCUAAUAUAAAAUUCGAAUAGCAAGAAAAAUAGAAUCAACAAAAUAAAGUGGAAUUUCUCUAAAUUACAUUAAUUGGGAAAGUAAUUUUAUCAAGACAUUCCCUCAUUCGCUUCACGACAAUCUGUUUUUUGGGAUUCAUGCACGAUGUUUAUUGUUCAUAUCCUAACAAAAAGAUUAAUAACCAUUACGUGUGCUUCAAGAUAACUACCAAAUCGACCUUGAUGUACUUUAAUGUUAAUUCACAAGAUAUGAUCCAUUUCAUCUGUUUACACUGUUAAAAAUAAUAUGUAUAUUUAUUCUCAAAGACAGAUUUUUGACAUUUGAUUAUAUUUGGGUGUGUAACGAAAACUAAAUCAAAUUAUCAGUACUAGAUAUUUUUAGAAAACUAGCCAAAUAACAAGUAUCGGUAAUGGUUUUAAGGUAUCAUAGACACUUUGCGCCAUAUGAGGUAUGAAAAAUUAUAUCACCCACCAGUUAGGCAACACAUAAUACUACCACACGUUACAUUAAAAUUUAUUUCACUAGGCUCAAUCAUUAAAUUUGCUCUUGAUAGCUGCACUGGCAGAACUAGUUCAGGAAGUGUACACUAAAGCGUUCUUUGUAGCAGAACCAGCGCUAGUGUCGCUGUUCUUAGUAGCAUAAUAACCUCAAAUACAACAAACAACAAAUGCUCCACUGUUCUCUGCACUAUGUCGUUCUUUGUAUCCGAUCGAACUAAUUCUAUACACUCAAGAACUGGCCUGCCCUGGUCCAUUUCAGUACAGUUCCAGUGCCAAUUACUAAUUUCUAGUCGCCACACAUAAGAAAAAGUAGAAAAAAAGUAUUAAUAUCAAUUUUGAUAAAGUAAUAUGAGAAAAGAUACACUGAAAUAAAAGAUAUUUGUCUAAUUAUCAUUAUUUGUAUUUAGAUGUCAAUUAUUUUCUUUCAAUAUCAAAUUUUGGACGGAAAAAAAAAAGAAACUAAAGGAUUGGUGUAAGAUACAUAAGGGAAUACAUCUAUAAUUAUCAAAAUCAAAAGAGGUUAAUGAUAACCAGUCAAAACAAUCCAUCUCAUAACAUUUUCAUAAAUUAUAUUUAUAAAUUGAAAGCAGCGGUAUUCUCCAAUAUUUUUUAACGUAAAAAUUCUUUUUCAAUUAGUUCCUGUUGUUUAGAUUCAAUGACUACAUAGAUCCUGAAUUUAUUAUAAAGAUUUUAAUCCCUAAUUUGAUUUGUUUAUGUUGUGACAUCAAGUUCUACAAUGAAUUAAAUGUCAUGAAACACCAAGUGAUUAUCGUUUUUACAAUGUUAGAGUUUAUGCCAUGACUUACAUAUAAUUACCUUUUACAAAUAAUGUACAUCAAAGCCGAUUCGUAGUCAUUUAAAUAAAGUAUGUACAAAACUAAGUAAAUAAUGAAUAGUAAAUAUAAAAUAUCUGUGUAUUAAUUACAUAAAUCCAUAUAUGGAGAGUAUACUAAGUUAUAUUUCCCUUCAAAACAUAACUAAUCCCAUAGAACAGUCACUGUAUUUUCUCAGUGCAAUAAUAAAUCCUAAUUUUUUGGAUGCUUAGAGUUAUUUAAAUAUUAAUUUUUUACAAUACAUUCAUUUAAAAAAAAAUAAAAGGUCAGUGAUUAUCAGUAUUUCAUAAUUCAACUGGUCUCCUUAAAUUAUUUUUAUUUAUUUAGUAAAUAUUGUAAUUACUACAACUGUAUAGAUAUUUAAGCCAUAUAAUAAUAAGGAAUGUACCUACCGCUUUGUUAAUUUAUCGCCAUUUUAGCUUCUAAUCAACCGAAUGACCAGAAUUAUUUUUUACUACUAACUUCACAUUUUCAACAGAUACAAAUUUUCUGCAGCUGUUUUCAAAAAUCUCAUCAUCUGUCGAUCAAACUAUCAAAUCUACCUCAACUAAAUUUAAAUUUCUGGAACCGUUGGUGAAAGUCAUAUUAAAACACAACAAUUAUUGUCUGACUCACGUUUCGAUAACCGAGCUAUCGUCUUCAGAGACAGAAGGUAAACUCAGUAAUUGGGAGUGUUAGCUACGAUUAUGUUUGUUGGGGUUUGGGAGUGGGAGCAAUAAAUAACAUGAUUUAUUUCAACUUUAUUAGAACUAGCAAAUAGAAAACUAAUUAAACUUGCUUUCUUAUUUAUUAUUCACCACUUGGCAACUGAAAGUUAGGUUAAGUAUACUGAGCUGAACUCUUCUUAAGCUUGGUUUAAGCAGUCAAAAUUUAAAACUAAAUUUUCUUGUUAAUUUUUUGGUUUAUCCAGUAAAUUAAGGAUAAUUAUAAAUAACUGGUAAACUGAUGGAAAUUACAGACAUGUGUCCUUUUUGUCAGCUUUUUGAAAGCUCCUAAUACUAUUAAUGUUCCAUUAUCUAAAGGACAUUGCUGGCUUUUUCCUACUUUUUGGAUAUCAGUUUUAAAAAUAAAAAACUACGGCGAAAAUCGGCUCAUAAACGUGGAUAAUAUUUUCUUAACCAAAACACAAAGAUAUUGUAAACAAAACAAUACCACCAAUACAGAUUGACCUUACGUGCUCAUAACCUCACAAAAUUAAGGAAUUAAACUAAGAAGUUGAAAGUUUAAUUUUAAUUUUGGCUGCACAAACUAAGCUCUAUUUACACAAUCUGGCACAGAACUAUAAUAUCUUAAUAAGUGUAGUGGUAGUGUGUGAAGAAUUGGAAAAUGAAUCAAAUAAUUUAAGUAUUACCCCGAUUUCAAGUACUGUUGGAGGUUAGGUAGAUACUAAGCUAUUUAGUUUUGUUCUAUAAAAGUUUUGAUUGGGAAUUACGCCCCAGAAAACAAAAUAGCAUUCACUCCUUUCAAAAACGUCGAGGGCGAAGCUGCUAUCGGGUUUCAAAGCCUUUUAAUUAUCACCAUAUUAGGUUUCCAAGCAAAGUUUUUACAGACGUAACAGUUUGUCAACUUUCUUUAAUUCAAUUUUGCUCUGAACUGAUUAAAUUACUUAAAAAAUGUUUAUAUGUACUAUACUAUUUACUAAAGAUCUGCUAUUUACAUCUCUUACUUACUGUUUUCACAAAUUUGCUAUCACAAAAUCUGCUAAAAUGAAAGUUAGUAGUAAUAUUUUUAGCUAUUUGUAUAGUAUAGCUAAUACAGCGACAAAAUCAAAAUUUUAUAUUAUAAACUACAAUACAGAUACUAUAAAAAGAUCUAAAUAUUGAGUCAUUCGAUUAUUCUGUAAAUAUAAGGAAAUAUUCAGAAAAUGUUUUGCAAAUUCUACAAAAAUUAUCUUUUAUAUUUGUGUAAUUUAUUUUUUAAAAACAAAAUCCAUUACUUUUUAGAGAAAUGUUAUAUGAGAUUUGAAAACAUUUACCAAUGUUGAUUUCAACAAUAGGUAAUUGCGCCAGUGCUCGGCCAUGUAACGCUGUUCUGCAUAUUAGAAAAAAAUAAAGUCAAACUCAAAAACUAACCAUUUCAGUAGGUUAAAUAUUGAUAAACUGACUACUUGCAUCGUUUUUUGUAUUUGGCAUAUACAAAUUUUGAGAAAAAAAAUUUACAUUAUAAUUAGAGAAAUUUCUAGAAGUAUCUAUAGCAGCAGAAGUGUUUUUUAUACACUUUUUAUACAACAGCGACAGGAUUAAAUAGAUGCUUCCUAAAACCAUUGUUGAUGAAAUUUAGCAGUGAGUUGCUUUCCAAUUUAAUUUAUAGUUUAAAUUUUUCGAACAUGUAAACUUAUUUGUUGUACUUUGAUCAAUUUAUAUAAUAUCAUAUUUUUUCAUAGUUAUUAGCGUUUACCAUGGCUUUUAUUUUCUUUUGUAUAUCAAAAGUAGACACCUACGUUAUUAGGAUAUUCUAAGUUUUUCAUGUUUCCAUUUCACACUUUAGAUAGAUCACAACUUUAAAACUCAAUCAACUCAAAUUAAUCAUUAGUUAGUUAACUAAUAAUUAACAAAGAUAUUCCUUAUGUUUACUGAAUAUAGUUUGGAAAUGGUAAGAAGCUAUUAUUUGAACUGUAGCAAUGCCAAAUGUAUUAUAUAUGUUACGAUGUAGUAACAAAAAGUAGAAAAACUAGGUGUUGUGUAUGUACAAAAUGUAGUGCAAAACUGAAUUUGAAAAGUGCUGCGCCACAAAAAGUUCACUUUAAGUAGCACAUACAUUAUGGUAUACCAGUGUUUCUACAUUAACCUCAUUUUUUUAUUCACUCAAGGUUUUAAUUCAAUGGAAAUGUAUAGAAAUAUGAAACGUUUAGUAUUGAUAUUUAAUAAAAAAAUAUUUCUUACCUUCCAAAUGUAGUUUUUUAAAACAAUUUUACCACAAUGUUACCGUUCGUACCUCAUAUACUUUUUUCUAUAACAUUUUAUUUUAUCUUCAAAAAAUAUAUUUCCAUUGACAGGUUUAUUAUAUUCUGUUUAUUUGAAUCAAAAGGUUUCUUCAAUCUCUAUUCAAAAGUUUUCUUUUGAUAAUCACCUAAGUUAAUCAUUCUUUUCUAUUACAUCCCUUUGUUUCUGUUCAUUCUUAGCAUUUCUUCUUCUUAUCUUUCAUUGUGAAUGUAUUCAUCAAUUGUUUGCUGCUUCUUAUUGUAAUCCUUUCUUCUUCCUUCAUCUCAAUGUUUGCAGAAUUGCUUCAUCAGAUGCCUUGUAGACUUUCACUUUUGUUUUUUGUCCCUCCUAGUAUAGAUUAUGGUCCAAUAGAUUGAGAUUCUUGUUUCUUCUUCAAUGUAAAAAUGUUUCAGUGAAAUUCCUUUUUUGUAAGAAAUUUUUAAACGGAUUUUGUCUUUUAACUUUUUCAUUUAGGCUGAUGCAAAUUGUGAAGCAGAAAGAUGUAGAAAUGCUGGUUUAGAAAGAAAAUCACAAACUUUUAUUCCUUCAUAUUAGUUCUUAGAAAGUUCACAAGCCAACAAAAAUAUUUUUGUGAUUUGUUUAGAGAUAGGACAUAGAUUAAAUAAUGUACAAAAUUUAUAUAAAUCUAUAUAUGUAAAAAAAUAUUACGAUUUAAAUGAAAAAUUAUAAUGCCUUCCUGCCAUUUGAGGGUCUACCACACUUAUUUGACUUUAUGCAUCUUGAGACGUGAUAAUAUUUUCAAAAAGUGGCCUUUGACAUAUUUAUUCCUUUUGGAUAUUGCGGAGUCUUUUGGAUCUAUUGAAUAUUUAUUUUAACUUUUAAGUGUAAUCCAAACUUUGAUAAUGUUAUCUAUGCAAAAUAUCUCAUUUAAUACAUUCAAAUUUUUAAUCAUAAAUGAAAUGAACAUAUUAUGAUUGAAAAUAUUCAAAAAAAAAAGUAAAGGACAGACAAAAUAUCAGAAAACUAGUAUAUACAGUAUACAAUAGAAGUACUUUGUUCUAACUCAAAUAAAUUAAGGAACUAAAUAUUAAUAUCUAGUAAAAGAUACAUUUCAUUUAAUAAUUCUGAUUAUUUAUUCCAAGGACUAAAAGUGAUAGAAUAAUUUCAACAUCAGGUUAAAGAAGUUUCUGGCAGAGUUUGGUCAGACCAGAUGAUUAACACAAAGGUUACUGGAAUAAUAGAAGGUUUAUGACAAUAACAAGAUGCGCAGUAGACAAGUGACGUCACCGAUUGUUCACAGCUGUGAAUUCGUUAGUUAGAAAUAUAUUUGUUUGUAUAGCCAGAUCAGCAAGAGAUAACACACCUCAUAACUCGAACAUAAUGACGUAGCUGGUGCUCUAGCAGCUGAUCGUUUGUUUACAAAAACAUGCGCAUGUCGCAAACCUUCUAUUAUUCUAGUAACCUUGAUUAACACUACUUAUAUAUAGAAUGCCUGGUAUAGUCUCUGAGGUGGCCUCAAACUGAACUAUAAAUUGGUUUUUCAUCGCUAAUAACAUUCACAUUCAUAUAUCCAUCUAGUAAUGUGGAGCCCUACUGAUAUAUAGAUAAAAAUCGGCUAUAUAAAUGUUUAUAUUCUGCAUAGUAACAUUAUUAAUGGUUUGUAAUAUUUUGGUAGUGAGAUAUUUGUUUAAAACUAGGCUUAAUGUGUUCUAAAAAAAAUGUAGUAAGUGCCUUCCAAAUCUUGACCACUUAUGUCAUCCGAGAUACUAAAUUGAUAACAAAAUUAUGCAUUUUGAUAUUUUUGGUAUGGUAUAACCCUAAAUGGCAUGUUCUUUUUUCAUAUCUCUGUAAAAAUUACAUUUAUAUGAAUAUUAUAAGCCGGAAAAUAAAACGUGAGAUUGGCAUAUUUAGACAUGUAUUCACCCAAAAUUCAGCUUUAUUUUAAUGUAUACUAUAAUAUAGUUCGAUGUUAGGUCAGAUAUAACAUAGCAUAACAAAUAAAGAUAUGGAGAAUAGUCUCUUUUAAUUAGUACGCAAUACUUAUUCAAUGACGUUGUGCUACUUGUAGAACAGUCUGAGAUUACAUGCAAUGGUUCAGUUUAUACACUGUUAAGUUGUUAUGUUGGUGAUUCAACUUACAGUUUACUUUGUAUUACAAUUUUAUUUAUUGAUUGUCUAAUUUUUAAUUAUUUACAUCAUUGCACAUCAUUAUUUCAUGUCUGUAUGGUGAAUUAAAAUAAAUUUUA